UGUAAAGCGACAUUAAUCCUGCACACGCCAAUGUUGUUAUACAACACAUGUAGUCGCCCAGGAGCAGUUAUUCUUUAACUAUCUGUAUUGACAGAUGGAGGCGUUGCUGAAGCGAGAGCUGGGCACGGUGCUGUUAAAAAGCGCUGGACAUUCAGCUGGAGGAUGCAUCAGUGAGGGCCAAAGCUAUGACACUGAUACUGGACGAGUGUUUGUCAAGAUUAAUCACAAAGAGGAGGCUAGAAGGAUGUUUGAUGGAGAGAUGGCGAGCUUGGAAGCGAUCCUGUCAACAAACACAGUCAAAGUACCCAGGCCUGUGAAGGUUGUGGACCUUGAGAGAGGUGGAUCUGUUUUCAUAAUGGAUCAUGUGGAUAUGAGGAGCUUAAAUAAAUACUCAGCCAAGCUUGGGGAUCAGCUGGCUGAUCUGCACCUUUACAACAAGAGACAGAUAGAGAAAGAAAACAAGGAGCAGCAGACUAUUGGAAAAGGAUCAGGACAGUCUGAAAUUGGUGCAGUAAAUAAGUUUGGGUUUCAUGUGACCACAUGCUGCGGUUAUCUCCCUCAGGUAAAUGACUGGCAGGAUGAUUGGGUGUCUUUUUACUCUCAGCAACGGCUUCAAUGUCAGCUUAGCUUGGUGGAGCAGUCAUAUGGAGACAGAGAAGCCCGGGAACUAUGGACCAAACUCCAACUGAAGAUCCACGAGUUGUUUACAGACCUUGAAGUUGUCCCAGCUCUUCUGCACGGAGACCUCUGGGGAGGAAAUGUGGCUGAAUGUUCCGAUGGUCCCGUCAUCUUUGACCCAGCGUCUUUUUAUGGGCAUUCAGAGUUUGAACUGGCUAUUGCUGGCAUAUUUGGUGGCUUUGGGAGCUCUUUUUACAAUGCUUACCAUGAGAAGAUCCCAAAGACAGCUGGGUUUGCAAAGAGGCAGCAACUGUACCAACUUUUCCACUACCUGAACCAUUGGAAUCACUUUGGUGCUGGAUACAGAGGUUCUUCCUUACGCAUCAUGAAAGAUCUUGCCAAGUAAACAGACUCCAUAAAUGUUUAUGCUAAACUAACCCACAAAUCUAAUUAAACAGUUUGUGCUUGCAACAAACAUUUCCAGUGUGAUGACACAAACAGAGACAAAGGUAUUUGUAUUGAUGAAAAUAUAUUUAACAAAGAAAAGUCAUUGUACUUUCAAAUGGUCAUUGUUAAAAAUAUAACAUUCCUAAUUGUGAAUUGCACUUUAACCUUAAACUGUUAAUGCUUUAAAAAUAACUUGUCGUGACUCAUGGCACUUUGAUUUCAAAUCAGAUGUGUGCAUUAUGUGUCAAUAAAUACCCCAUAACAUUGCUGUUUCAAGGUGCAUGAGUUAAAUAUGUUUCAUGUUGGCAUAAGCCGUAUGGUCGGACGGUAAUUGUUACUCAUGAGGAUGUCAGUAAAAAUAUAUUUGCAUGCCUGCUCCACGAAAAAAACCAUGCAUUCGGAUGAAGACAAAUUCAUGGUGAAUGUGUGAGUUUAUAAUUCAUAACACCUGGAAAUGCGCUGCACGUGUGGUUAAUUAGCAUGACCUGGAUACUUGAUUAUAUGUAUAUUGAAUACUGUUGUGUGAUUGAAUAUUUUAAAAAUUUUGUUUAGCACUUGUUGCUGCUAAUAGACAUUUUUAAACGUUUUCGUGAUUUCGGGUAGAUGUUCAAAAUGCAUGCAAAGAAAUCCACUUUACUUAUGCAGAAUAAACGUGAAGUGCGUGACCAUAUGGUGCUUUUCAGUGGUCAUAAAGGCAGUGCAGGAUAACUUUUGCAUUAAACCUCUUUUUUAAACUCAGAGAUCUGGAUUCGGACGGCAAUUAAAUUUCCACAAAACCUUGGUGUUCAAUAAAAACAAUAGGUAAUUCGGCCAGGGAUUUUAAUGCGGGUGGUCUGAGGAAAACACUGACAUUUUGUAUUCGGAUGGCAAUAACCACUGACAACCCUCUGUAAAUGAUGAAAAAAUACCUUACGUCCCUAUGAGAAACAAUUACCGUCCAAAUAGUGCGGACCAAGCACCCUAUCUACAUACACUGCUUUGUAAAAGUUUAGAGUCACUUGCUCAUUGUUUAUUAAUCAUUUUCCCACAUUUUAUAUACUGAAAUUACUUAAAUGGUAAUGUACUGCAAUGAUGUUGUGACAAAAAGUUAAAUGUACAUAGUUAAAUAUACAUUUAUUUGUAUAGCACUUUUCACAAUACACAUUAUUUCAAUGAUUUGAUUUUUGUAUAUUACAAUGAAGAGUAAUAGGUUAUCAUGUUAUGUCCAUAUUGCAGAGGUGUACAGUUGCAAAUGUAGUAUAAUUAGCAUAGAUGCGUUUCAUAAACAUUUCAAGCUAAAGAUAAUCAUUUGCAUUUGAUCUGAUAUAAUUGCAGUCAGUGAUAUAAGAUGAAUUUUGUGAAUGCUUGGUUAAAGUGAUGUGUCUUUAAACUAGAUUUAAACUUCGACACUAGCUGCGUUUACAGACAAUUGUAAUCAGUUUAAAGGCAGGAUAGGCAGAAAUUAUCUAAAAAAUAUU
Paramisgurnus dabryanus is the source of this 2522-nucleotide messenger RNA. Lineage: Eukaryota; Metazoa; Chordata; Actinopteri; Cypriniformes; Cobitidae. The record is from RefSeq and is a predicted model, not a curated record.